Molecule: messenger RNA, 2007 nt
Organism: Metarhizium acridum CQMa 102
Lineage: Eukaryota; Fungi; Ascomycota; Sordariomycetes; Hypocreales; Clavicipitaceae
Source: RefSeq, a predicted model, not a curated record
AUGUUCGGAGUAGAGAAGGAAGACUUGGAGGUGGAGUACUUCUAUGAAUUGUGCGGGUUCCGGGGAAGGGUUGCACAAUGGAAGCCGCGGGUAAACUUUGACAGGCCAUCCUGCGAAUCACUACGUAUUUUCGUUCGCUACCCGACGUCGGGUGGUACGGCGCUGCGUAUGAUUUAUCGAGGGUCCCUGAUAUGCGGCAUCGCCAGCUCCUCAACCAUGUUCAUCCUCGGCGGAGCGGUUGCCGGCCUGGGGAGCGCCGGUCUCGAAAACGGCGCAACUACAAUCAUUACAGCCGCUGCGCCGCUCGAGAAGCGGCCGGCGCUCAUGGGCAUGGGAUUGGCAAGACAACGCCAAGGCUUCUACAUCAACUUCCCCGUCGGCGGUCUUGCCGCACUCGUCAUCAUCCUCGUCGCCAUUCCGGACCGUCGCAUCCGCAUCCCCGGGGGCGCAUGGGCAAUUGUCAGGCACAAGUUUGACCUCCCGGGCUUUGCGCUCUUCGCCCCCUGCGCAAUCAUGGUCUUGCUCGCUCUCGAAUACGGCGGCAAUGCAUACCCACGGAGCUCGGCCACGGUCAUCGGCCUGCUGAUGGGCGGCGUGGCCACCCUUGGUGUGUUCUCGUGCUGGGAGAGGCGGGCGGGCGACGAUGCCAUGAUGCCGCUGACCAUUAUCCGCAGGCGGGAGACCUGGACGGCGUGCCUGACCAUGGUUUUCCUGUUUGCUGCCUUGUUCGGAGCGAGCUAUUGCCUGCCGAUUUACUUCCAGAGCAUAAAGGCCGCGAGUCCGUUCCAGAGCGGGCUACACGAGCGGCUAAUGAGGGCGCGCCCAAGGCAGAAAAUAGGAUACUACCUCCCCUUUGCCGUCGCUUCGGCCGUCAUUGUCAGCAUUGGCAGCGGUCUGCUCGCCACGCUCGACCUCUUCACCCCGACUGCGACGUGGGUAGGAUACCAGAUCUUUGUAGGUGCCGGACGCGGACUGAGCAUGCAAAUUGCACUUGUGGCGAUUCAGGCCAACACGCCUCCGCCGUUGGUUGCCAUGGCCAUUGCCACCAUGGUGUUUUGCCAAACGUUUAGCGGAGCCAUGUUUAUCGCCGUCGCCAAUACCAUCUUUAACGGCACGCUGAAAAAGCAGAUGACGAGCACGAUCCCUUCCAUGAGUGCGGAGGAGAGUGUCAAGGCUAGCGCGACAGGUGUGCGCAAUGUUGUCGGGCCAGAGUUCUUGCCUGCUGCGCACAGGUCUCGAACCAUGGAGGCCCGGUGCCUGCUCCAGCUAGCCAAGACUCAGUCGGGACAACUUCAAAUGUCAACGCCCUCGACUCACCAAACUUCACACCCCAACCAACAUUGUUACAUCUUCACCACCACGUGCUUUCCCCUGACUAAUCGUCCGGACAGCCGUCUCCUGUGGUCCGCUAUGAACAGGCCCAGAAACCGCCAACCGCGUCCGCCGCGCCAGGACAAACAAAAUGCAACCCGUCCUGGUCCUACAUCGCGAGGCUCCCCCGCCACGCCCCAACAGGCGGCGGGCACCGUCCCUACCGUCCAGCAAGUCAUCCCAGGAGCUUCCGUCUUCAUCAUACUGAAAGAAGACCAGCCCACUGGCAAAGAAACCGCCGGCGUCGUCAGCCAGCUCCUCACUCGAGGCAACCACCCACGCGGCAUUAAAGUGCGCCUGAGAAACGGCCAAGUCGGUCGAGUUCAGCGCAUGGACACCGCGUCAGCGGCAACGCCUGUGGUUCCUGAGUACUCUUCCAUACCGCAUGCGCCGUCGCGCUUCACCCACCGUUAUACAGAUGUCCGAAACGACGUCGACUUUCCCUCUGAACCUCCGCACAGGAGCCUGGCAGAUUUCCUCCCACCUCUACCGUCCGCCAGUCAGGCUGCUCCAGAUAUGAGCCAUGGUUCAGAUGCCGUGGUGAGCUACGUGGCCGUCAACUGCCCGUUUUGUGAUUCAUUUACGGGGGACGAAGCCGCCGUCACUCAUCACAUUGACCGCGAGCACUUGAGCUGA